AUGGGUUGCAGAAAACCGCAACAGACAACAAGUGUGAGGUUUAGCAUAAAGGCUGUAGAAACGGUAAAACGGGAUUUCUAUAUGGAUGACAUAUUGAAAUCCGUAGAAACCAUAGAAGCCAAGAAUUUGGUUAAUGAAUUGAAAACCUUGUGUAAUGAAGGAGGUUUCAAUCUCACAAAAUGGACGAGUAAUCGUCGAGAAGUGUUGGUAAAUAUACCUGUCGAAGAGCGAGCAAAAGAACUGAGGGAUUUGGAUUCAGAUGCCUCACCACUUCCAAUGGAAAGAACGUUAGGCAUCCUUUGGAGUCCAGAAGUUGAUGAAUUCCAGUUUCGGAGUUUGCUAACGGAGACUGAAGCAACCCGAAGAGCCAUGCUAUCAGUUAUUAGUUCAGUUUAUGAUCCUCUUGGAUUUAUCUCACCCCUGAUCAUACCAGCAAAAAUGCUUUUGCAGGAGAUGUGUAAGCAGAAGGCUGGAUGGGAUGACAAACCAGAUAACACCACCUUAGAUAAAUGGAAACAGUGGACCCAGAACAUAAAGGACAUACAAGAAGUUAAAAUUGAUAGGUGUUAUGUUCCAAGAGGACAUGGAAAGGUGGCAAGUAGAGAAUUACAUGCAUUCAGUGAUGCUAAUGAGGUGGGUUAUGGGGUUGUUAUAUAUCUCAGAUCCACAAAUGAGAGAGGAGAAGUGCAUGUAUCCCUUGUGUCCUCGAAAACCAGAGUGGUACCUCUGAAAAAGGUAACCAUACCCAGAUUGGAAUUGACGGCAGCAACUCUGGCAGUCAAGAUGGUGCAUGUAGUGACAAGAGAACUGGACUUUGACAUAGCGAGAACCAUGUAUUGGACCGACAGCACUGCCGUUCUGAGAUAUAUCGCCAAUGUGCAAGCAAUGUAUCUGACGUUUGUAGCCAAUCGGGUACAACUUAUCAGAGAAGCAACCAGUCUAUCCCAGUGGCAUCAUGUGAGCACAAGGGAGAAUCCAGCAGAUAUGACUUCCAGAGGCGUUAAGAGAACACAAGACUUGAUAACUGGCAUCUGGUUCAAGGACCAGAUUUCUUGUGGCAAUCAGAAUCAGAGUGGCCGAGAGAUGUGUUAA
Molecule: messenger RNA, 1092 nt
Organism: Anneissia japonica
Lineage: Eukaryota; Metazoa; Echinodermata; Crinoidea; Comatulida; Comatulidae
Exons: 1
Coding region: 1-1092 (363 amino acids)
Source: RefSeq, a predicted model, not a curated record